Molecule: messenger RNA, 2128 nt
Organism: Dufourea novaeangliae
Lineage: Eukaryota; Metazoa; Arthropoda; Insecta; Hymenoptera; Halictidae
Product: gamma-glutamyltranspeptidase 1-like
Exons: 10
Coding region: 1-2022 (673 amino acids)
Biological process (GO): glutathione catabolic process
Cellular component (GO): plasma membrane
Molecular function (GO): glutathione gamma-glutamate hydrolase
Source: RefSeq, a predicted model, not a curated record
AUGGUGAUCAAGAACCGUCGGUUUUACGGACAGAGAAAAAAAAAGACCUCGGCAUCGUCCAGCACGAGUUCCGCGUACGCCAGUACAGACGAUCUUCGUCAAUAUUACGAUAACGACAAACGAAAUUUCCUUGACUCGGACGAGAUCGGAACCGCUCGGCUCUUGCGCUCAUAUUCGCCCAGUCGCAACAGAGCGAGCGGAUUAUUCAGGAGACACUUCAUUAACACAUUUUACCUUACCACGAAAAAUAUUAUAAUAGCCGGUGUGGUAUUAGCUACGGUGAUCCUUGCGAUAACAGCGGUUUGUAGUAUUUAUGGAGCGAAUAGGGAAGAUUAUGAGGACGAAAACGUACCGCCUGAUCCGGAAAUGACGUUACCUCCAUCAUGGAGUAAGCUGAGAGUUUUUAAACGGAGCGCAGUUUGCGCGGAUGGGGCACCAUGCGCAGUUGUGGGAAAAUCGAUUUUAGAAAACAAUGGCUCAGCAGUAGAUGCUGCAAUAGCCUCUAUGAUUUGUAAUGGUCUUGUAAAUAUGCAAAGCAUGGGUCUCGGCGGUGGAUUUUUCAUGACAAUUUACGAUAAAGCAGCGAAACGUGCUUAUACAUUAAUUGCAAGAGACCGGGCGCCAUUGGCAGCCAAUGAAACAAUGUACGAAGGAAAGCCCAAAGAAGCAUCGUUUAUUGGUCCAUUGGCCAUUGCUGUGCCCGGGGAAUUAGCCGGCUAUUGGGAAGCCCACCAACGUUUUGGUAAAUUACCGUGGGCUGAUUUAUUUAGACCUUCGAUCGAACUCUGCGAGGAAGGAUACAAUCUAACAAAAAUCCAAUACGACGGAUUUAGAUAUAAUGCAAACAAUAUUUAUAAGGAUUCAGUAUUAAAGAAUUUGUUCGUCGAUCCGAAGACCAACGAUUUCUACAAACCAGGCUCGAUUAUCAGACCAAAGAUGUUAUGUAAAACCUUGCGAAUUAUUGCAGAGAAGGGAGCUAAAGAAUUUUAUAAUGGUACUUUGGGCAAGCUUCUGAUACAAGAUUUACAUGAGAAGGGGGCAAUAUUAACGAUCGAAGACUUACAAAGUUAUAGGACUACGUGGGUGGAUCCUCUCCAAUCUAAGCUGUCUAACGGAAUGAAGGUCUAUACCGUUGGUACGCCCGCCAGUGGAGCUCUGUUUAUAUAUAUCUUAAAUAUAUUAGAUAACUUCCACUUUACCCCUGACAGUAUAGCCGACUACAAUAGUACGAUUCUGACAUAUCAUCGAAUGAUAGAGACAUUCAAGUACGCUUACGCGUUGAGAAACGACAUGGCCGAUAAAGAGUUCGUUGACAUGAAAGAAUUGAUCGGGAACCUGACGUCGAGGAGCUACGCGCGUUUAACACGAACGAAAAUAGAUGAUCACAGGACAUGGGAUGAUCCUAAGCAUUAUGAAACCUCUACGCUAAGCAGUGUGAAGGAUCAGGGAACCGCUCACGUUUCAGUAUUAGCACCAAAUGGAGACGCAGUGGCAGCCACGAGUACUAUAAAUUUCUAUUUCGGAAGUGGUGUGACUAGCGAAAGUACUGGAAUAUUACUGAACAACGCAAUGAACGAUUUCGGUGUGCCGUCGACGAUCAACUACUUUGGCAUUCCACCUAGUCCAAACAAUUUCAUCGCACCGGGAAAGAGGCCUUUGUCAUCAAUGGUACCAUCAGUUCUCGUUGACUCGAAUGAUGAUGUGAAGAUUGUUGUUGGUGCUUCCGGUGGAACUAAAAUCACUACGACAGUUUCACAAAUAGUAGCCAAAAUCAUUUGGAUGGGACAAACAGUGAAGGAAGCCAUGGACGCACCGAGAAUACAUCAUCAAUUAUAUCCACCAGAAAUCUUCUACGAGUACGGCGUGCAGAAGCAAGUGAUAGACGGACUGAAGAAGAUCGGACAUAAGACCGCGCGUUACAGGGUUCGCGGCAGCGUGGGUUGCGUUAUUUUGGUGAAUAAUGGCACAGUUUAUGCGAACGCCGACUUCCGGAAAGGCGGGGAUGUGUAUGGAUUCGAUUGAAUUCAAACGAAUGAUAAUAAGUAAAUAUUAUCUUCGACUGUAAAAUGUAAUUCAUUAACCUGCAACAGGGGAACGUUGAACAGAAACAUACUGUUCGAGUUUUCGA